Messenger RNA from Adineta steineri, 1293 nucleotides. The record is from the annotation of a GenBank genome assembly. Lineage: Eukaryota; Metazoa; Rotifera; Eurotatoria; Adinetida; Adinetidae.
AUGAGUCGCCAUUAUUCAGAUUCGGACGAUGAAUUUACUAAUCAUGGUCGACGAUCUGAUAGUGUUAUUGGAUCUGGAUGGCAAUCACCUCUUCAAACAUUAGCAGCAAAUCUUGCACCUAAAUUAUCUUCUUCAUCUGUCACACGUAUUGUUGUUGAAUCACCAUUUGGUUCAAAAAAAUGUGAUUAUUCUAUUGAUAAAUCUCAUCGUGGUCGUUUAAUUAUAACUGCACGUCGUCAAGCAAGUUCAUCAUCUGAUCCAUAUUCAUCUAGUAAUAAAAAAAAUGUUGCUGUCCAAAAAUUUACAAUACCAUACGACGCUGACGUUGAUCGUUUACAAUCUCAUGUCGAACGAAAUACAAAUCGUUUAAUUAUUGAAAUACCUCGUGACGAACGAUCGAAUACUCGUGUAAAUCGUUCAUCAUAUAUGAGUACAAAUAAUACUAAUACUCGUUUAUUACGUUCGCCAGAUGUUGAACGUAUGUUAACAUCACCAACGGGUGGUCCACAAUUAAUACGUGAUGAUACAAAAUCUAGUAAAUCAAAUUCUGGUAGUAAUCGUAAACUUGAAUAUCGUAUUGACUGUCGUGGUUAUACAGCUGAUGAAUUAGAUGUAUUUGUACGAGGUCGAGAUUUAAUUGUACAAGGUAAAACGAAUACAUCAAAAUCACCGGAUCCAACUCAACAACGUGUAUCAAAAAAAUUUACACGUAAAAUAACUCUGCCAAAUACAGUUGAUCUACCUAAAGUUGUUUCUUAUUUGGAACAUGGAGAAUUACGUAUUGAAGCACCAUUAAAACGUGGAGUUUAUUAUAGUGAUGAAGAAAUUAUUAUUCCUGGACCACCACCAAUACCAUCAGCAAAUCGUACAACAGCUGCAUUAAUAUCAAAUCUUGAUAAUCGUGCUCUAUCACCAUCAUCCUAUAGUCGUCCACAUUAUCGACGAAAUGAACGUGCUACUCGUCGUCGUGAUUAUGACCGUCCAAAUAAUCGACAAAUCACAUCACCAACAAGACGUGUACGUUCAACUGAAGGUCUUCGUUAUCCACUUUAUGUCUCACCUCGUGAACUUGAUGAAGCUGAUGAAAUUGAAGAGAAUAGAAAAGAACGUGAAAGUCGACAUCGACGAUCUGUAAAUUAUGAACGUCGUAGUGUUGAUCGAAAAGAAUCCGAACAACAACAACAAUCUCCACAUAGAUCAGUUUAUACACCUAUGCCUGAUAAAGUGAUAACUUCAUCAAUAAGUCGUCAUCAUAAUUAUCUGUCUGAUGAUGAUAAUUAUUUGAAAUUUUAA